AUGGCUGACCUUUCUGAUGUGGACUGUUCGAAUUUGGAGUUACUCAUGUUGCUGAAUAAAGAUCCAUCUUUCAGAGUCUCGGAAACUUUUUUCAAAGAUAUGUAUAAGCUGAAGGUGUUAAGCGUGACUGGUAUGAGUUUUCCAUAUUCUCUGCCUUCAUCUUUUCGUUCUUUAACAAACCUUCAAACUUUGCGUUUAUGUGAAUGCAAGUUGUCUGAGAUAGCCAUUGUAGAGAAGCUGAAGAAAUUAGAUUUACUCAGCUUUCAUGGUUCCGCCAUCACAAAAUUGCCAAUAGGGAUAGCACAAUUGACCCAACUAAAGUUAUUAGAUUUGAGUGAAUGUUCUCAACUUGAAGUCAUCCCAGAAAAUGUCCUAUCAAAAUUGUAUAGAUUAGAAGAGCUACUUGUUGGCAAUAGCUUUCGAGAAUGGAAUGUUGGAGGUAAUGCUCGACUUGAAGAGUUAAAUAACUUAUCUUCUUUGUCAGCAUUAGAUGUAUCCAUUCCGGAUGCCAGAAUUAUGCCAAAAGAAGACUUGUUCUUGAGAAAGUUGGAAAGAUACAAGAUUGUUAUAGGAGAAGUUCAAGUGCAUUCCAUUUUCUUUACUAAGAGUAAAGCUUCAAAAGCGUUGCAACUUGAGUUAGACAUUGGCAACGACUUAGUUAAAGGGAUGGAAAUGUUGAUAAAGAAUGCUGAGGAGUUACGCGUAGAGGGAUUGAAAGGUGCCAAGGAUAUGUCUUUUGAGUUACUAGAUACGGACGGUUUUCCACAUCUCAAGUAUCUUACUAUUGGAGAGCAAGGGUCCUCGGAGAUUAGUUGGAUCAUUAACUCCAUGUCCAUGAGAUUGGCUCCGCGUAAAGUAUUCCCUGCUUUAGAGACAAUGGUUCUCUAUGGUCUGCGUAAUCUGGAGAAGAUAUGCCAUGGUGAACUCAUCAAAACAGAGUCACUUAGCCACCUAACAACCGUGGCAAUUUACCGUUGCGAUAGACUGAAGAACCUGUUUCCGUUCUCCAUAGCCAGAAAUCUCAACCAACUGCAACAAAUAACUGUACAACAUUGCAAGAACAUCACAGAGAUUGUUGCAGGGGAACGAAAGGAAGGCAAUGACGAGAAUGACACCCUAGAGUUUUGUUGCUUAAGAUCUUUGCAACUAUUCAAUUUGCCAAAUUUCAAAAGCUUUUAUUCCCAGGAGACAACAGCUUACUCUUCAUCCAGCCAUAGUAAUACAGAAUCUAAAGCUAUUCCGCUCUUCAACCUAAAGGUUUCAUGCCCUGCCUUGGAGACGUUGAGAGUGCAGAAAUGUCAUAAGUUGAAGUGUGUGUUUAGUUCAUCUAUAGUUAAAAGCUUUGUUCAACUCGAAGAUCUUGUAGUUUCUGAUUGUGAUGAACUGGAAGAGGUGAUACAAGGAAUAUUAGGAGAAGAAGAAAGGAUUAGCAACUGCAUAAGUCUGUUUCCUAAACUUGACUCCUUGAACCUCAACAAACUUCCCAAACUCGGAAGGUUUUGCAGUGGAAUUGAUAUUUCGAUUGAAUUUACCUCUCUAAGGGAAUUAGAUAUAAGUGACUGUCAUGGUUUGAGCACUUUCCAUUUGAAUAGUACAAAUAUUGUUGGAAAGAGCAGAGGUAACAUCUCACUUGAUCAGCAACAACAUCUCUUCAAUGAAAAGGUUUCAUGUCCUGCCUUGGAGACGUUGACAGUGGCGGGAUGCCAUGAGUCGAAGUGUGUGUUUAGUUCAUCCAUGGUUAAAAGCUUUUUUCAACUCAAAGAACUUGCAGUUUCUAAUUGUGAUGAACUGGAAGAGGUAAUACAAGGAGUAUUAGGAGAAGAAAGGAUUAACAGCUUCAUAAGUUUGUUACCUAAACUCGACUCCUUGGAACUCAGAUAUCUUCCCAAACUCAAAAGGUUUUGCAGUGGAACUGAUAUUUCGAUUGAAUUUACCUCUUUAAGGUAUUUAUUUAUAUGGGACUGUCGUGGUUUGAGCACUUUCCAUUUGAAUAGUACAAAUGUUGUUGGAAAGAGCAACGGUAACAUCUCACUUGAUCAACCACAACAUCUCUUCCAUGAAAAGGUUUCAUGUCCUGCCUUGGAGACGUUGAGAGUGGAGGAAUGCCAUAAGUUGAAGUGUGUGUUUAGUUCAUCUACUGUUAAAAGCUUUGUUCAACUCAAAGAACUUGUAGUUUCUGAUUGUGUUGAAAUGGAAGAGGCAAUACAAGGAAUAUUAGGAGAAGAAGAAAGGAUUAGCAGCUGCAUAAGUCUGUUUCCUAAACUCGAUAAAUUGAAUCUCAUGGAACUUCCCAAACUCAGAAGGUUUUGCAGUGGAACUGAUAUUUCGAUUGAAUUUACCUCUCUAAGGUAUUUAUUUAUAACGAACUGUCGUGGUUUGAGCACUUUCCAUUUGAAUAGUACAAAUGUUGUUGGAAAGAGCAGCGAUAACAUCUCACUUGAUCAGCCACAACAUCUCUUCCAUGAAAAGAUUUCAUGUCCUGUCUUGGAGGAGUUGAACUUGGAGGGAUGUGAUAAGUUGAAGUGUGUGUUUACUUCAUCUACAGUUAAAAGCUUUGUCCAACUCAAAACACUUGAUAUUUUUCGAUGUCGUGAAAUGGAAGAGGUAAUACAAGGUGGGGAUGAUGAUGAUGAUGAAAUCAGUUUCCCCCAACUCAACAUUUUGAAACUUGACUAUCUACCAAAGCUGGAGAGUUUCUGCUCAUCAGGGAAUUAUACCAGUGACAACAUCUCACUUGAUCUGCUACAACAUCUCUUUAAUGACAAGGUGAUGCUUCCUCAGCUAGAGCAAUUAGGUAAUACAAGGUGGGAUGAUGAUGAUGAUGAAAUCAGUUUCCCCCAACUCAACAUUUUGAAACUUGACUAUCUACCAAAGCUGGAGAGUUUCUGCUCAUCAGGGAAUUAUACCAGUGACAACAUCUCACUUGAUCUGCUACAACAUCUCUUUAAUGACAAGAUUUCAUGUCCUGUCUUGGUGGAAUUACGCGUGCUGAGUUGUGAUAAGCUGAAGUGUGUGUUUACUUCAUCUACAGUUAAAAACUUUGUCCAACUCAAAACACUUGAUAUUUUUCGAUGUCGUGAAAUGGAAGGGGUAAUACAAGGUGGGGAUGAUGAUGAUGAUGAAAUCAGUUUCCCCCAACUCAACAUUUUGAAACUUGACUAUCUACCAAAGCUGGAGAGUUUCUGCUCAUCAGGGAAUUAUACAUUUGGGUUCCCAUCCUUACAAACUGUACUUGUGUAUGAAUGCCCAAAGAUGAAGACGUUCUCUCGAGGACAUUCAAACACCCCAAUGUUACAUAAAGUUACACUAAGUGACUGGCUAGAUGAAUGGCGUUGGGAAGGCAGCCUUAAUCACACCAUACAACAGCUCUUCCGAGAAAAGAAUGGCAUGACAGAAGAAUACAACUCUGAAGAAGAUCAAAAUGUAAACGAUCCUUCAUCUUCUAAAACGUAG
Molecule: messenger RNA, 3453 nt
Organism: Hibiscus syriacus
Lineage: Eukaryota; Viridiplantae; Streptophyta; Magnoliopsida; Malvales; Malvaceae
Exons: 9
Coding region: 1-3453 (1150 amino acids)
Source: RefSeq, a predicted model, not a curated record